This is a messenger RNA of Phragmites australis (common reed), 3174 nucleotides long. RefSeq names its product two-component response regulator-like PRR73. NCBI's taxonomy places the organism in Eukaryota, Viridiplantae, Streptophyta, Magnoliopsida, Poales, Poaceae. Gene Ontology annotation, biological process: cytokinin-activated signaling pathway; phosphorelay signal transduction system. Bases 496 to 2775 code for a protein of 759 amino acids. Gene Ontology annotation, molecular function: protein binding. The transcript has 12 exons. The record is from RefSeq and is a predicted model, not a curated record.
AUCACGCCACCGCAUCGCCUCCGCCAUUUGGACCCCCUUGCGGCCUCACCUCCUCGUAGCAUCCACGCGACCUCGUCUCGAAGCACGCCCACUCCGCUGCCCCUCGAUUCGUCGCCUCCGGCCCCUGCCUCCGCGUCCUGAGCCCCGCCCCGAGGUGCGCGCCGGCCCUUGGCUGUGGCAGUGUGGCUACCAAGAGGUUCGGAAGGUUCGCAUCCAGCGGAUCUCGCUCCCAAGGGUUGUGGAUUGGUGGAAUUUUGAAGGGAGACGGUGGUUUCGGCUCCACUCGUACCGAAUCAUCGGAAUCGGGAGCACCUGAUUUUAGGCGUCGCAGAGCACAUGGGUUAUGAGGCAUUUUUUCCAGUUCGGCCCCAAAUUCGAGUAGCUGGAUGCAGCAUAUGCAUUUCUGACGCUGACGUAGGAUGUGCUCCACCAUUUGUAAACUGCCUCUAGUUGCACACACCACCGCUGUACACUCUCUCUCUUCGAAUCUGGCUGAUGGGUAGCGCAUGCCAAGCCGGCCCGGACGGGCCUUCCUGCAAGGAUGUUAGGGGGAUGGGGAAUGGCGCCGUAGAGAAUGGCCAUGGGGUCGAAGCACAUGCGGAGGAAUGGAGGGAAAAGCAAGAGGACUUGCCCAAUGGCCACGGUGUGCCAUCGGGUGCGCAGCAAGUGGAUGAGCAGAAGGAGCAGCAAGGACGGACCAUCCUGUGGGAGAGGUUCCUCCCUGUGAAGACACUGAGAGUCUUGCUAGUGGAGAAUGAUGACUCUACUCGUCAGGUGGUCAGUGCUCUGCUCCGCAAGUGCUGCUAUGAAGUUAUCCCUGCUGAAAACGGUUUACAUGCAUGGCAACAUCUUGAAGAUCUGCAAAACAACAUUGACCUUGUAUUGACUGAGGUUUUCAUGCCUUGUCUAUCUGGCAUCGCUCUGCUUAGUAAGAUCACAAGUCACAAAAUCUGCAAGGACAUUCCUGUGAUUAUGAUGUCUUCGAACAACUCUAUGGGUAUGGUAUUUAAAUGUUUGUCAAAGGGAGCAGUUGACUUCUUAGUAAAGCCACUACGUAAGAAUGAGCUUAAGAAUCUUUGGCAGCACAUAUGGAGGCGAUGCCACAGUUCCAGUGGCAGUGGAAGCGAAAGUGGCAUCCAGCCACAAAAGUGUGCCAAACCAAAGGCUGAUGACAAGUAUGAGAACAACAGUGACAUCAGUCAUGAUGAUGACAAAGACGAUGAUGACUUCAGUAUUGGACUCAAUGCUAGGGAUGAUAGUGAUAAUGGCAGCGGCACUCAAAGUUCAUGGACAAAGCGCGCUGUGGAGAUUGACAGCCCACAACCUAUGUCUCCAGGUCAACUAGCUGAUCCACCUGAUAGUACAUGUGCACAAGUUAUUCACCCCAAAUCAGAGAUAUGCAGCAACAAGUGGUUACCAACUGCAAACAAAAGGAACAGUAGGAAACAAAAAGAAAAUAAUGAUGAACCCAUGGGAAAAUACUUGGAAAUAGGCGCUCCUAGGAAUUCAAGUUUAGAGUAUCAAUCUUCUCUCAAUGAUAUGUCUGUUAAUCCAAUAGAAAAACGUCAUGAGACUCACAUGGCCCAAAGAAAAUCUAAAAAUAAAGUAACGGAAGGAAAUGAUGCUACAAACAUGCUGGCCGAACCAAAUACUCAAACUGCUGAUUUGUUUAGCUCAAUAGCCAGAAACACAGAAGCCCAACAGGCAGUAAGAAUAACAGAUGCACAUGGUUGCCCUUCCGAGAUGCCCGAUGGGAAUGAUGAUUCUCGUAUUGAUAUGACAUCCAAUGAGUUGGGUUUGAAGAGAUUGAAAACAACUAGAGCUGCAUCUGAAAUCCAUGAUGAACGAAAUAUUCUGAGAAGAUCAGAUCUUUCAGCAUUCACCAGGUACCAUACAUCUGUGGCUUCCAAUCAAUGUGGAACAAGAUUUGGGGAAAGCAGUUCACCACAAGAUAAUAGUUCUGAGGCAGUGAAAACAGACUCUACCUGCAAGAUGAAGUCAAAUUCAGAUGCUGCUCCAAUCAAGCAGGGCUCCAAUGGGAGUAGCAACAACAAUGACACGGGCUCCAGUACAAAGAAUGUCAUCGCAAAGCCUUCUGUGAACAGGGAGAGAGUGACUUCACCAUCAGCUGUUAAAUCUACCCAGCAUACCUCAGCAUUCCAUCCUGUGCAGCACCAAGCAUCACUGGCUAAUGUGAUCGGGAAAGACAAAGCUGAUGAAGGAAUUGCCAAUGCAGUGAAAGUGGGCCACCCAACAGAGGUACCAGAAAGCUGUUUGCAGCAGCAUCAUCACAUCCAUUAUUACCUCCAUGUUAUGGCACAACAACAACCAUCAAUUGAGCGUGGAUCAUCAGAUGCCCAGUGUGGAUCAUCCAAUGUCUUUGAUCCUCAUGUUGAAGGUCAUGCUGCAAACUACAGUGUCAACAGGGCAAUCUCAGGAAGUCAUAAUGGAAGCAAUGGGCAGAAUGGAAGCAGCGCUGCUCCCAAUACUGCAAGACCAAACAUGGAAAGUGUUAAUGGUAUUAUGUGCAAAAAUGGGGCUGGAGAUGGCAAUGGAAGUGGGAGCGGCAGUGGUAAUGACAUGUAUGAGAAUCGAUCUCUGCAACGAGAAGCUGCCCUGAACAAAUUCAGAUUGAAGCGGAAAGAUCGGAACUUUGGUAAAAAGGUGCGCUAUCAAAGCAGGAAGAGGUUGGCUGAGCAGCGGCCAAGGGUCCGUGGGCAAUUUGUUCGACAAUCUGGACAAGACGAUCAUGCUGGCCAAGAAGCAGACAGAUGACACAGCCCUUCUAACCCAACACUGUGUCUGCGUCGACACAUUAGAGAAUUAGGAAGUUUCUUUCCAUUGCUAAUAGCAGCACAUUGGUUCCCACAUUAGAGCGAUCAAUGAGUAAGAACUGCAGUUAUUAUUAUUCUCUGGUUGCCCCCAGAUGAACAUCCAAGUGCUAUGGAGUCAGCUGCAUAAUGGGUAAUGGCCAUCCAUUGUACUAUGUCAGACGUCAUGAUGGGUUGCGAUCUUCAGUUCCCUUGCACAGAUAUACUUGGUCAAGAGUUUAAGAAGGAUCAAACCAGCGACAUUGUCAUUGGAUUAUGCAUGUCAAAUCUCUAGGCUGAGCUGGCAUCAUUUCAACAUUGUGUUUUUCUUUUCGAGUCAAUAAUAUAUUUGCUUUCUCUGCUA